AUGACGUCCCCCGUGCCGGCGACCGCGACCUCCUCGCUCCGCGCGCUGCUCAACACCCCGCUGCAGGCCGUCUUCGAAGCUCGCCUCGAGUCGCCGACGCAGACCUGGCGCCCGAGCUCGGGCAGCGGCGGCGCCACGCAACGCGUCGUGACCCUCAGGCACAACGACACCGUGGGGAUGGCGCUGACGAAGCUGGCGAGGCACCGCGGCGGUCUCACCGGCGCGCCGGUGACGAUCGAACCGGACCCGCUGCACGCGGACUGCAUGGACCACGGCUCGCGGGUGGACCGAGACGACGGAUACGAAGCCGCCGUGCUCCUCGGGUUCUUCGACACGGGAGACGCCCUGAGGGCUCUUAUCGACGCCCUCCCCGACGAGGACAGAAAGCGCGCGACGGGGGAGAUAAUCGCCCCGACCCGAAACGUCCUCGCGUGGAUGAAGUUGCUCGAGCAGAUGCAGAAGGGCGUGACGAACAGGCGGCUCGUGCAGGUUCUCGGCGACGACGCCGAGCUCCUUUACCGUCCCAACCUCCGAGGCGUCACCCUCGGCGAGGCUGUCCGAGAGGGCUUCCUCCACAACAAGAGCGCCAACGGGUUCGUGCACAGGCUGGCCAUCUUCGACGAGAAAGGCGAGAUCACGCGCGUGUUCAGCAUGAGCGACGCGGUGCGUUACCUGGCGUUACGAUCCGACGACAUGGGCGGACUCGAGGACAUGACACUCGCGGAACUCGGCCUGGGCCAGGACACCGAAAGGCUCGUAACGGUGGACCCCUCCGUGCCGGCCAUAGAGGCGUUUGCUCGCAUGUGCCACAAAGGCGUGAGCGGCGUCGGCGUGCUGGAUAAGACCCAGGGUUUAAUCGCGAACCUCAGCGCGUCGGACCUGCGGGGCGUCACCCCCGAGCACUUCGGCAUGCUGGGCCUCCCGGUUGCCGAGUUCCUCGCCCUGCUUCACGGAACCUCCUACGCCGGCUUCUCGCACAUCGAAUCGCAGAACCGAAGCAACCCUUUCUUCGCCAACGCCAAGGAAAAGGCGAAGGUUCUCGUCGUCGCGAAAUCCGACGACGUGCUCGGGAAGGUGCUUCAGCUCGUGCGCGAGCGCGGCGUGCACAGAAUUUACGUGUGCGAGAGAGGGAACAAGCCAGUCGGGGUGGUUACGCUGACGGAUAUUCUCGCCAGGGUCGCCCUCGCCGCCGACCCGCUCGUCAGCGACGUCGUGGAGAGGUUCGCGUGA
This is a messenger RNA of Micromonas commoda, 1230 nucleotides long. RefSeq names its product protein kinase. Bases 1 to 1230 code for a protein of 409 amino acids. Lineage: Eukaryota; Viridiplantae; Chlorophyta; Mamiellophyceae; Mamiellales; Mamiellaceae. The transcript has a single exon. The record is from RefSeq and is a predicted model, not a curated record.